AUGCAGACAGAGGCUGGGAACUUUGUGAAUGAUGAAAUGGUCAAUGGCUUGUCUCCCCAUGGAUGCCUGCAUUUUGACUCCAGAGACCCCAUAGGAAGAAUCACUGUUCUGGGUGAUGUAGAACUGGGAACACGCAGUCGCAGUCGUACUCUUCUUAUUACUUUGAUUACCCGAAGCUACUGCUUCAGAAACUGGAAUUCUGCAGACUACGAAUAUGUGGCGUGGCAGCAAAUGGUUCAGGCAGAAAGAAUUGAGCUGGCCCCAGGGUCACAACAUAAGGCUGUUUCUUCACCUUAUAUCCAAGUGAUGAGACCCACCAACAUUGGUUGUGUGCACACGAAGACUGUGAAGAAAGUGGCCAAGGUCAUCAUCGAGAAGUACUACACGUGCCUGGGCAAUGACUUCCACACCAGCAAGUGUGUGUGUGAGGAGAUCGCCAUCAUUCCCAGCAAGAAGCUCCGCAACAAGAUAGCAGGCUAUGUCACGCAUCUGAUGAAGUGGAUUCAGAGAGCUCCUGUGAGAGGAAUCUCCAUCAAGCUACAGGAAGAAAAGAGAGAGUAGAAGAGAGAUAAUCAUGUUCCUGAGGCCUCAGCCUUGGAUCAGGAGAUCAUUGAGGUGGACCCUGACACUAAGGAAAUGCUGAAGCUUUUGGGCUCUGGCAGCCUCUCUAACCUGAAGGUCACUCAGCUCACAGUGGGAAUGUAUUUCAAAACACCAUGCAGAGCUGUUUGA
Molecule: messenger RNA, 732 nt
Organism: Jaculus jaculus (lesser Egyptian jerboa)
Lineage: Eukaryota; Metazoa; Chordata; Mammalia; Rodentia; Dipodidae
Product: 40S ribosomal protein S17-like
Biological process (GO): translation
Cellular component (GO): ribosome
Molecular function (GO): structural constituent of ribosome
Source: RefSeq, a predicted model, not a curated record